This is a messenger RNA of Paramecium octaurelia, 2410 nucleotides long. The record is from the annotation of a GenBank genome assembly. NCBI's taxonomy places the organism in Eukaryota, Ciliophora, Oligohymenophorea, Peniculida, Parameciidae.
UAUGAGUAAUACUUUAUAAUCAUAUGAAAAUACCUGCCAUCAAUAUGAGCAGGAUCAGAUGUAGUUUAAGAGAAGGAAGGACAUGAACCUUAAGGAUGAGUAUUCCAUUAAAGAAAAGUAAAGGGGAGUCUUUGAUUUUGAUGAAACAAGCCAAAAAGAAAAUUAAACGUAUAAAGCAUUCAGUUUUAGAUAGAUAAAUGUCUUAGAUGAAAAAAAACUAGACGAAGUAUAUUGUCAAGAUGCAAAAUUUGAAUCUAAUUAAUAGUUAUGAUCAUAAUGUAAGAGUGCUGGAUCUUUCAAAUUCCAAAAUGACUUCUUUAAAUGAAGGAAUAUAACAAUACAUUCGUUUAUCGAUUAUCAACUUAGCCAAUAAUCUCUUCCAAGAAGUACCUAAUUGUUUAUUUGAAUUAUCUCUAUCACAUAUCAAUCUCAAUAAUAAUCUAUUAAAGAGUCUCAAAUUGGGGGAUAAGUGGAAAACUUCAUUAGAGAGAUUGGAUGUUGGCAAAAAUCAUAUACGAAUUUUACCAGAUGAAUUAUUUCAAAUGGAACAACUUAAAAUUGUUGAUUUAAGAAGCAAUGAUUUUACAAAGAUACCAAAAUCAAUAUUGAAUUUAGAGAAGUAACUCAAAGGACUUGGUUUAGAUUGGAUUAAGUACACGAAUCUAAACUACUAUUCAUCCAGUAAUAAACAUUUAUAUUACAAUAUUAGAGAAAGACAUGAUGAUAGCAGAUGAUCUCUAAAGAUUUUGGGAAUAAAUAAAUCAACUCCUUAAAGAUGAUGAAUUUAUAAUUUGCCACGAUUACCUGAUAUUCAAUCAAAAAUAUCAUGAUGAUCAAAUUCAAGAUUCAAUUACUGUACAAAUCCCAAAAUAGUCCAACAUAACUAGAGCCACUUAAAGAAACACUGAAUUAACCCUCUAAGAAUUUUCAACCAGUUGCCAAUUCAUCUAGACCAAAACCCUAGGAUAAGACGCAGAGGUCUCUGACAAUGGGUCCAAUCUAAUGCAUAUUGCAGUUGAGAAUGAAGACAUAGGGAUUGUGAGAGCCCUUCUCAAUAUAAGAUUCGAACUAUCCUCUUAAUUGGAUGAUGCCUCUCAUACUCCACUUUCAUUAGCGAUCAAAGAAGAAAAAUACCACUGCGCCAAAAUAAUAAUAAAUGCAUCUACAAAUCUAAAUAUAGGAGGGUAAUACAUGUGAUUUAUUUUAAAAGAGGAGAAUACAAUAGUGUUCUUAACUAAGCUGUGAGUAAAAUGCAAUACUACUUAAUCAGAGACAUUCUAAAUGCCAAAGUCUAAAUUAAUAAGUAAGAUAAAAAAGGUAAUGGGCCUAUGCAUAAUUUGAUUCCAUCUUUUAAAAAGAACCUGCAGGAAGCCACAAAAAUUGGACAGUUGUUGAUCGAAAGAGGUGUUGACUCUAAUCAAAGAAAUAUCAAUAAUAACACGCCUUUGCAUUUGGCCAUCAAAAAGUCUUCCUAUUCUGCAUUGCGUUUUGCGAUAUCAAUAAACGAAUAGUACUAACGAGAUGUUUUUUCAUUCAAAUUACUGGGUCACAAAGACAAUUCCGGUAUUAAUAUUAGCACUAUAUAGUGAUGCAUUUUGCUGCCAAGAGUGAAAAUAUUAAAAUUAUUUUAUAGCUUUACUCUAUCAACCCUUACUUGCUAUUUACUUAUAAUGAAGAACAAAAAAGACCGUUUGAUAUUAUCCAAAAGAAUUAUACCUUAAGCAAACUAAUUUCAGUUUUAGAACUCAUCUUUAUAAGGAAUCACAUUCUUAGAUAGCAUUAAGACUAACAGAGCUCAUCUAUGGUGUAGCCUUUCAAGAAGGAAGAAAAAGAUCAGAUGAAAUAAAAGGAAUAAGCUAUUGAGAUUUCGAAGAAAAACAGUUUCGAUUUAAUCGAAUCUGAUGAAGAAGGUACAAACAGAAUUGGACUCAAGAAUUUUCAAAUAUUACCGAAUUUAAAAAGACAGUAAUCUUAGCCUCCGAAACGACCGAGCUUUAAGAAGGAAAACAAGGUGUCCUGUGAAAAUGUUGGGCCGAUAUUCAUUCAUAAAUCUAUUUAAUAGGAUCGAAACGAUAUUAAACAAAUAGAAUUGUAGAAUUAGCAAAACAAUAGCAAAUAUAAUAAAAAUAAAUUUAUUAAUAAGUAGAUCCAUAAAUUAUUAAAGGAUAUAGAAAAUAUUCAAAGUUUAAUGUAGACAUAGUAAGAUUAAUACUCUUAAAUUGCUUUGGAAAAAAUAUUUAAUGCUUAAAUUCAAUAAUUAAAUUAUUUCAAGGAGGAUCCUCUCACAAAUUUAAUGAUUCAAAAUGCAACUUAAUUGUAGAAACUUUAGUUUGAAUCUAAGCAAACAGCAAGCCUUUCUUAUGAUACUUCUCCGUUAUUCUUAGAAUAUGAAUAAUUUAUGAAGCUAUGA